This is a messenger RNA of Effrenium voratum, 1569 nucleotides long. NCBI's taxonomy places the organism in Eukaryota, Dinophyceae, Suessiales, Symbiodiniaceae. The record is from the annotation of a GenBank genome assembly.
AUGAGCGCGUGCACCAGCAGCAGUCAAUGGCAGGUCGCUUUGGCACUCUUGCAAACCAUGCCCCAAUUCACCAUUCCCGUGAACCAGGUGGCAAUGAAUGCUGGGAUCUCCGCAGCAGAAGCCGGCCUUCAAUGGCGCUGGGCUUUGCAAGCCUUGCGGCUGUCACAUCUGCGAGCAGACUGCAUCACUUACAAUGCCUCCAUUAGUGCUUGCAGCAAGAGCUUGGAAUGGCAGCGGGCUUUGGGCCUGCUUGCAGAGCACCCCUCCGAAACUGGCUAUGCUGCAUGCAUGCUGGCGCUGGAGUGGCAGCAGUCCCUGGACUUGUUGUGGGCCAUGCAGCGGUGCAGGCUGGUGCCGCAGCUGGGGUCGCUGUCGGCGCUGCUGUCGCGGCCCGAGCUGCAAGGCCCGUUAGGCCCGUUGCACCCACGGCGCGGCUUGUGGCUGGCGCUGCUGCGGCUGCUGCCUGAGGCGUUGGAGGCCGAGGUUGCAGCUUCCAGUUGCGGUUCCAGCGCCGGCAACUCGCAGGCGGCGCGCUGCGCCGUCCUGCUUUGUGCGGCAGCAGAGCUGCGGCAGCCAGAGCUGCUGGCAGAGCUUGGGGAGUGGAAUCGCCUGGCCGAGCUGCUUGCUGCUUCGUUGUCCCCGUCCCCUUCGUCCCCUUCGUCCCCUUCGUCCCCGUCCAGUCGGUACAAGGUGCUUGCACCAGGUCCAGGCCCACCGCGAGGCCUGCGGGCGGGCAGGGCCAAGGAGCUGCGGCUCUUUCAGCAUGUGCUGGCGACGGCGCUUCCGAAUCCGGCGUCGGUGUGCGAAGCCAUGGAGAGCUUCGGCUGUCGCUCGAGCGCCCACGGCUUUUGGCUGAAGCUCGCCGCCGGCGCCAAGGCUGAUCUGCUGACAGCAGCACUGCGUGGUGCUCCCCCAGGCCCCAUCCUGGAGAUCGGCACCUACUGCGGGUACUCGGCCUUGCGCCUGGCCAGCUGCGGUCGCCACGUCGUGACCCUGGAGGUGGACCCCAUCCAUGCCGUGAUCGCCAAGAACCUGAUCAACUUUGCAGGGAUGAGCCACAGCAUCCAGGUAUUGAUGGGCCACAGCAAGGAUUUGAUUCCCCAACUUGCGGGACCCUUCGCGUUUGUCUUCAUGGACCAAAAAGGAUCUCGCUUCCACCAGGAUUUGGAGAUGCUGGCGGAGAAUGACCUACUUAGCGAGGGGGCCGUGAUUGUUGCGGAUAAUGUCUUGAAGCCGGGCGCGCCCGUUUUCCUUGCACAGUUGCAGGAUGGAGCUUUCCACGGGGACUCGUUUACCACAGAGAUCGUGGAGCUGAAAGAGUUCGGGAUGGAGACGGACGACUGGAUGUCUGUGAGCAAGAGGGCAUGCAAGAGCCACCGUACCUUCCAGGUGUCGGCCUCCUUGCAGGAGUUGCAGGAGGACUCCGACAGCAUGCGGGCCAAGGCCACUCGGCGGGGGAUCAGCUUUCAGGAGUGGUCCAUCUACGCAGAGCGAAUGCGCUGCAGCCUGCAGCGACAUGGGAUUCAAGCAACCUUGCGGCACAAGGCGCAGGGUGGCCAAGAACAUUAG